Molecule: messenger RNA, 579 nt
Organism: Sphaeroforma arctica JP610
Lineage: Eukaryota; Ichthyosporea; Ichthyophonida
Exons: 2
Coding region: 1-579 (192 amino acids)
Source: RefSeq, a predicted model, not a curated record
AUGCCGACUGACCCAAGUCUCAUGGGUGAGAUUGGCCAAAGCUACAACGCACUCGUUUUUACCGUCACUGACGAGACUCCCCGCAUCAAAGCCACCGGCCCUCCAUAUCUGGACCCGCAGCUUUCCAUGCUCGAGGACAGGGCCGCCCUUAUGCUCGAGUCGAAAGUUGGGGCGGUGGAUAUGGUUGCCCUUGACCUGAGCAAGGCCAUAACACGCCACGUCCAGUCUUCACAGAAGGCUACAGCCGAUAAAUGCGCCUUGAUGUUCCGAUGUCCUCCAGGCUGCCCGGUUUGGGAAGGCCCUUUUGCCGUGACUGCUGUGAAUGAUUAUCGCCGCCACACUAUCCGUGAUGAUCUUGUCGAGCGCAACUCUAGAAAUAUUAUCUCCACGUCAUCGCAGGUCAUCACGAGAUCACCAUCAAGCCCAAGGGAGUCUUUGGUCAAUGGCUCUUUCGCGAGUCACCUUGAAAGCAGCAUGUCCGGUCACACUCGCGCCCAGUCGCUUGUAUCACAUCAAGAGUGCACUCAACGUUACAUUACCACCGACCCCCUUGCUCGAGCUAAGAAGCUCGGCGAGUAG